Messenger RNA from Protomyces lactucae-debilis, 1300 nucleotides. RefSeq names its product AAA domain-containing protein. Gene Ontology annotation, biological process: replication fork reversal. The record is from RefSeq and is a predicted model, not a curated record. The annotation marks the transcript as partial. The transcript has a single exon. Gene Ontology annotation, molecular function: 5'-flap endonuclease activity. NCBI's taxonomy places the organism in Eukaryota, Fungi, Ascomycota, Taphrinomycetes, Taphrinales, Protomycetaceae. Gene Ontology annotation, cellular component: cytoplasm.
CUCUUUCAAAAACGUCGAUUCGACUACUGUAUCGUUGAUGAAGCGUCGCAAAUCACGCUGCCGGUCUGUCUGGGACCGUUGCGGUUUGCAGACAAGUUCAUUCUGGUCGGUGAUCAUUUCCAAUUGCCACCUCUUGUCAAGGACAAAGAAGCGCUCGCUGGUGGUCUGGAUGUGUCUUUGUUUAAACUCCUCUCUGAUGCACAUCCAGCGGCUGUCGUCAACCUUGAACACCAGUACCGGAUGAAUGCAGACAUCAUGUCCAUUGCCAACGAAUUGAUUUAUGGUGGGAUGCUCAAAUGCGGAACACCUCAGAUUGCUGCACAGCAGCUUCAAGUAGAUUCGACCAAAGCGCUCGAAUCGGUGCAUGCUCACGGUUCAUGCCAUACACCUUGCUUGUUCGAGUCGAUCCUAUCGCCGAAACGGAGUGUUGCCUUCCUCAACACCGACGACAUUGCCGAAGCCAAGGAAACGAAACGAGGCGACCAAACACAAAAUGCAGUUGAAUCCAUGCUUAUUGCUCAGAUCGUCUCAAGUCUGGUGGCGGGCGGCGUGGCUCAGCACGCCAUUGGUGUCAUCUCGCCAUAUCGUUCGCAACUCAAGCUUCUGCAUGCAGACUUAGAGGCGUUCCCGCAUGUUAUGGUUGACACGGCAGACAAGUUUCAAGGCAGAGACAAGGAGUGCAUCCUCGUUUCUUUUGUACGUUCAAACAGCACUGGGCAAGUUGGCGAUUUAUUGAAGGAUUGGCGCCGCAUCAAUGUGGCCCUGACGCGCGCAAAGCGAAAGCUCAUUUGCAUUGGAUCACAGGAGACACUGGCGCAUGAUGCUCUAUUGAAUAAGUUUGUGCAUCUCGCACAUCGACGUGGCUGGAGUAUCGACUUGCCGAGCGACGUCCUGCAGCAGCAUGUUGCUAAGCAGCCAGCCUCAGGAGUGGCUGUCAGCUUGUCGACAGUUGCUCGAAUGGAUGAGUCUCUCAAGGAAAACAGAGAGACUCGUAAGCGGAACAGCCCAAAAGUGGUGCAUGCUGGACAACGCGUGUUAUUCAAAAACGGAGCACGACCAAUCUUGAGAGAUUUGAAGAACGAGAUGAUUUGAGGCACAAGCGACUCAACAACUGUCAAGACUGAGAAUCGAAUUCUCGCUGUUCAAGUCAUGUCAAAAAUCAUCGCAAAUUUAAUACAUGUAGUGUUCAUACACUACAAUAAUGGCGCGAAAGAGAAGCGAAGGUCCUUAAUUUGAAGCGUGAUGAUCCCAUCAUUCGGUCAGGCAGUGAAGGAAAAGGCUAGGCUCACAUCGCAAAUGC